Petromyzon marinus (sea lamprey) is the source of this 3062-nucleotide messenger RNA. Its product is annotated as signal peptide, CUB and EGF-like domain-containing protein 1. Gene Ontology annotation, cellular component: cell surface. The record is from RefSeq and is a predicted model, not a curated record. Gene Ontology annotation, biological process: signal transduction. Lineage: Eukaryota; Metazoa; Chordata; Hyperoartia; Petromyzontiformes; Petromyzontidae.
AUGCCUACAGCAGCAGCAGCUGGAGACCUGGACGAGUGCGCUCUAGGCACGGAUGAGUGCCACCCCGACGCCAUCUGCCGGAACACGCUGGGCUCGUUCACGUGCACGUGCACGCCGGGCCACCACGGGGACGGCAGGCACUGCCAAGAGUCGGACACGUGCUCGUUGUCCGCUGGCGGGGGUUGUGUCCACGCGUGCUCUCGGACGCGCGCCUCCUUCCGCUGCUCCUGCCUGGACGGAUUCCGCCUCGCGGGCACCGGCUUCGACUGCCUGGAUGUGGAUGAGUGUCUCAGUGACGGCGGCGGCUGCGACCAGCUGUGCCUCAACACCAUGGGCAGCUAUGAGUGCUCCUGCCGUGACGGCUUCCACCUGAGCGCCAACCUGCACACCUGCACGCCCGCCCAGCCCGGUGCGUGCCCUCACUCACCUGCGUUGUCUCACCUGCGUGUCUCACCUGCGUUGUCUCACCUGCGUUGUCUCACCUGCAUGGAGCCCAACGUGCCGUGCGUGUGCCGGCCUGGGCACACGCUGGCGCCUGAUCUCGAAAGCUGCAUCAAGACGUGUGCCCACGGCAACGGAGGCUGCCAGCACAGGUGCUCCGACUCGGAGCGCGGGCCCGUGUGCUCGUGCCAGGCACGGUACACCCUGCACGCCGACGGCCACAGCUGCGUGGAUGUGGACGAGUGCGCUGUGGCUAACGGGGGCUGUUUGGGCCUCUGCGUGAACGUCCCCGGCAGCUUCGCGUGCCGCUGUGCGCCGGGGUUCACCCUCCAGCCCGACCAGCGCUCGUGCCACGACGUGGACGAGUGCUCGCAGCUCUCGCGGUGCGAGCACUCCUGCUCCAACCUCCCGGGCGGGUUCCUCUGCUCCUGCCGCCCGGGAUUCGCGCUCUACGGACUCACACACUGCGGAGACGUGGAUGAGUGUGCUGUCGAGAAGGGCGGAUGUGCCCACUCGUGCGUCAACAGCCAGGGCAGCUAUGCGUGCGGCUGUCCUCCCGGGAUGAGCCUGCACUGGAACCUCAAGGACUGCGUGGACGUGUGUGCACGGCUCUCCGUAAGGCCGUCUGUGAUGUCCAACCCUCGCCCCCUCCUUCACUCUUCGCCUAACCAGCACCUCCACCCAGCGUGCUCCACUGCAGCCAGCUGCGUUGCGGUGUUGCAUAGCGCGGGACACCACGGGGAAGCUUGCGUGCUGUGCCCAGCCGUCGCGAAACACCCCGGCCAGACCCUCGACGUCUCCGACUGCGGCGUGCCGUGCCCCGCAGGCUCCGUGUCGCCGGACGGGUUCGAGCCCUGCUCCCCGUGCCCCCGGGGCUCCUACCAGGCGGAGGCGGGGCGCGUGGCGUGCGCGCCGUGCAGGGGCCGCGCACGGAGGACGCGAGGCGCACGCUUCGGGGAUUGCGACGCGCGCGUUCUCUGCCCACCCGGCCACUACUAUGAACAGUCAUCAUCAUCAACAUCACCAUCAUCAUCAUCACCAUCAUCAUCAUCAUCCAUGCACUGCCACCGCUGCCCUCGGGGCUCCUACCAGACGAGGUCGGGACAGCGGUGGUGCUCUCCAUGCCCCCAGGGCAGCACCACGGACAGCGACGGCGCCACCAGCCUCACGCAGUGCAAAGGUGCCCGCUGUGGCGGGGACCUGGGGGACCUGGUGGGCGAGCUGGAGAGCCCCAACCACCCCGGGAGCUACCCCGUGCCGGCCUCGUGCCAGUGGCUCGUCACGGCCCCUGCGCGUCACCGCCUCCUGCUGCUGCUGCCGGAGGCGGAGCUUCGCCCCUGUGACGUCGCCUGCACCGACCGCCUGUCGGUCAAGGCCAGCCUGUCACCGCAGGGCCGCGUGUGGCUGGAGCUGUGCUCGUCACGCGCGCGACCCCUGCUGCUCAACGUCCCGGCGCGGCGAGUCUGGGUCGACUUCUCCUCCUCCUCCGGCUCAACGGGCAUCGCCGCAGCAGAGGCAGAGGGCGCGACAGCGGCGGGCUUCCACAUGGACUACGUGGCCUACCACGAGGAAUACGAAGAUCUCAUCCAGGACAUCAUCAGCGAUGGUCAUCUCUACUCCUUCGAGUCUCAUCAACAGGUGCUCAAGAACAAGAAGCUGGUCAAGACCCUAUUCGAAGUCCUGGCGAAUCCUCACAGCUACUUCAAGUCCACGUCUCAGCACGCCAAGAAUCUAUUUCCAAAGUCCUUCCUGCGCUUUCUAAAAUCCAAGAUCUCGCGAUACCUCCACCCCUUAUAAGUAAGGCGCGGCAGCUGAGCGGCCGCCUGGAGCGCGACGUCCAUUUAUUUUUUUCCCACUGGCACAACCGAUCCUUGCCGGUGCCGGCCCCCGGCUGGCGAGUCGUUUGUUUUCCACUGGCACAACUAAGCCGUGCCGGUGCUGGCACCCCGGCUGGCGGGUCUGGUUUUUUUCUUUUCCUUCCACUGCAGAAGCCGAGCCGUCGACGUCCCACGGCCGGGUCGUCGGCACCCGCCCACCGGCGUCCGCUUGGGCCGCCGGAAUCAGAUUCGGACGUCGCGUUGGUUCGCGGCGGCGGCGGCGUCGGCGGCGGCGGCGGCCUCUGACGCCGCAGAACUGUCGCUGUGGAAAACAGCGCCCGGAAAACCAGCGAAGGGCCCAAUAACGCCGGCCCCGGCUCUCGGGUCUGGCAGAGGGGAAAACGGUGAAGGGGGGGGGGGGGUAAUAUUCCUUUUUUACGAAAAAUCCUUGGGCCAAAUUUGCGCGCUCGCUAAACGGCGGCGUCCGCGGAUAUUUGGUCAGGGCAACGCCGAGUUCUCGACGUUUUUUAUUCGACAAAAUAAAAAUAGAAAUGUGGCAGUCGCCGCAAACAAGAAAUUCGGUGGAAAAGCCAACUCAACUAAAACAUUUUAUUGUUACCAGGUGAAGGCCCACUGAGCCGUGUCGCUCUUGUUUCAGGAGUGACCUGGCCUAUCGCAAACGAUCGCUGAACGAAGUGGCUUAUCGCCAUCGUGUGGAAAUGUAUAGCAGCCGAAUACUCUGAAUGCACGUUGAUUCUGAAUGCGGAGGGAAAAACCGGAGGAUCCGGGGAAAAAUCCACACGA